Messenger RNA from Ambispora gerdemannii, 238 nucleotides. The record is from the annotation of a GenBank genome assembly. Lineage: Eukaryota; Fungi; Glomeromycota; Glomeromycetes; Archaeosporales; Ambisporaceae.
UAGAAAACAAGGAAGCACACGGUGUCAGACUUAUAAACAAGACAAAUAUGCAUAUCAUCCAUACCCUGAACGAUGUGAUUCUGAGUCGCCAGUUGGAUCAUAUGUUAUGGUGGUGCCUCCGGAAAAUUUAGUGCAUACAGCAGUCGGAUCAUAUAUUAUAAUGCCAAUUUUGGGCACUGGAUAUUCUACGGAACCGGAAAAUUUUUUUACUAGUGAACCUGAAUUAAUUAUUCAAUAA